Messenger RNA from Drosophila sulfurigaster albostrigata, 4124 nucleotides. RefSeq names its product protein vestigial (gene vg). The record is from RefSeq and is a predicted model, not a curated record. The transcript is spliced from 8 exons. The coding region runs from base 2246 to 3538 and encodes 430 amino acids. Gene Ontology annotation, biological process: regulation of transcription by RNA polymerase II. Lineage: Eukaryota; Metazoa; Arthropoda; Insecta; Diptera; Drosophilidae. Gene Ontology annotation, cellular component: nucleus.
UAUUUUCACACCGCGGCAUCGUUAGUCCAGACACCGCGCACCAACAAUAACAACAGCAGUGGCAACAACAACCACUGCAUAUAAAUGCCAUACUCACACAAACACACACAUUAACAAAGUGGGCGUCGCUGAGUGCUCACGCAGAGCACACACCAGUUGUCUCGCUCUAUUCAAGACUCAUAGCGCUUGCGGCGAGCGAGAUGGCAUGUGCGCAAAAUGCCAUUUUGUUUGCGCUUCUGCUGCGCCGCAGUUGCUGUCGCGACUGCAACAACGACGAGCAAACGGCAGCAGAAGGCAGCAGACAACCAGUUUGUUUUCUCCCUUCCAAUUGAGCGGCAGCGGCGGUUUCUCCGCAUCGCCUUACGCUCGCGUAUUCGUAUUCGUAUUCGCCUUCUCGGUCCCAGUCGAAGUGAGCGAUCGCAGCAAGUGCAGUUCAUUUUCAGUGUAUAUGCGUUGGCAAUUAAAAUAUAAUCCGCCAUCGGCAAUCGCCUUUGUCGCCGCCACCGCCGCCGCCUCCGUUGCGCUCGAUGCACUUGCACCUUCACUUUAAGCUUUCGUGAUGCUGCGUAUGUAACGUAAACUAAUGUGAAUGUGAGCAUCGGUCGUCACAGUCAAAGUCGCCAUCGCCGUCGCCAUCGCCGCCGUUGUUGUCAUCGCCGCCGCCACCUUCGCCGCGCUGCCAACUCGCAAGAAUUUAUGGAAUUUGGCAUUUGUGGAUUUAGCGAAAAUAUUUUCAUUGAGUGCGCGAGCAAAUGUUUUUGUGUACGCUUCGCUUUCGGAUCUUGCUACGGCACUGAGUUAUCCCCCUUCUCCCCCUAAACGUAGCAAUAAUAAAAAAGCAGCGUUAAAAUUUUAAAAAUUCACGUGAAAAUUCCGGCGCUUAUAAAUUUAAUUACUAUUUAAAUUAACUGCAAGCGAAACGCAAAUCGCGUGUCUUUACGACGGCAUUAAACCGUCACUGUCACUUCAAAUCUACCCAUAUGUGAAUAAAAACGAAGCAAAGUGUUUUUUGCCUCCAUAUAUACGAGCAUACAAUAUACAUAAAUAUAUAAAUACCUGCUUAUUGUUCAAGUGAAUAAAUCAAAACAAAACACACAGUAAAUUGCAAUAAUUGGAUUAUGAAUUUAAUGAACUCUAAAUGGGAUUGCAAUUAUUCAACGGAAACUCAAGCAAGGGAGUGGCCAAAUAAUAAUGGAUGCUAGGAAAACGGCAACAAAACAAGUACAAUAACAAUAGUAGCUACAAACAAUAACAACAACAACAACGACUAACUGCAGUCAACAAUGUGGAAAUGAUAAUUGCAAUUGCCUGCGCAUAGAAGCAAAGCAAAGCAAAGCGGGUGAAGAAAGUUGAAGAGCAGCAAACAAAACAGAAAAAAAGCCAAGGAAAAUUCAAAGAAAGAAGUUUGCGGAGCAAACAAAAGAAAAACGCUUGCACAAAAAACGGAAGCCUAGCGAAACAAGUUAAAAAGAAAAGCAAACAAUAACAGCUUCAACUACAACAUCAACACAACAUCAACAUCGAAAAAAAUAGAGACGAAAAGUAAUUAAAGCUCUUGAUACAAACGCGAUGGUGUUUUACAAUAUGUAAAUAUAAUUAGCCGAGCGGAGUUUUCAUUCCUGGAAUUCGCCUUCGCCAUUGCCAAGUGACUGCGGCAAAUACAAAAAAGAAAAUACAAAUACAACAGUAACAACAAAACGCAACACGCCAACAGCAACUUCAGACUUCAGUUUGAGCCGGUUUUAUAAUUACUCCACUCCACUCCACUUGGAUUCAGCUGCACCUCAUCCCAUCCCACUGCCCCUUCACUUCACCUCACCUCACUUCACUUCAGUGGCCCAAAGCUCAGCCCCGAGGCUGAGGCCUAGGAGGAGGCGCAGGCGCGGCCAUUGCAACUGCAACUUGCAACUGGCAACCGCUGCAAAGUGCUGUAAACGAUUCCAAAAGCAGCAAUUGCAACAACUACAACAACCCAAGUGAACAGCCAACGGCAAUUGGAAUAGCAAUUGCUUCGGAUUGUGCUGAAGGCGCUGCAAUUUCCAUCAGCGAUCAUUGUGCAAAAUUUUGUGGAAAAGCUGACGAGAAAAACUGUGAUUACUGUGCAACUUAAUACAUAAAUACUUAGUUUGUGUUUGUGCAACUCUGUGUGUGUGUGCGUGCGUGGCUUAGUGUAUCUGUGCUUUAAACGACACACUUUGCGAACUGAGUGCAACUGCAACUUGCAACUGCAACUGCAACUGCGACGAUGGCAGUGUCCUGCCCAGAAGUUAUGUACGGUGCCUAUUAUCCAUAUCUGUAUGGGCGCGCAGGACCAAGUCGUUCAUUUUAUCAAUAUGAGAGGUUCAACCAGGAUCUGUACUCGUCCUCGGGCGUGCAGCUGGCCGCCUCAUCGAGCGCCUCCGGCAGCUCCCACUCCCCCUGCAGCCCCAUCCUGCCGCCCUCGGUGAGCGCCAAUGCUGCCGCCGCCGCCGUUGCUGCCGCUCACAACUCUGCGGCAGCUGCCGUUGCCGCGGUUGCGAAUCAAGCCUCCACCUCUGGCCUCCAACUGGGCGCUGUUGGCGUUGGCGGUGUUGGCGUCGGCAGUGGCCCGGCCAGCGGAUUGCUGGGCAGCCAAGUGCCUGGUGGCAGCAGUGCGGCUAGCGGAGGUCUGGGCAUGAGCCCAGUGCUGAGCGGGGCAGGCGUUGGAGCCGGACAUGGCAUCCACAGUCGGACGCAUCAAACCAAAGAAGAGGAUCUCAUCGUGCCGCGCAGCGAAGCUGAAGCGCGCCUGGUGGGCUCCCAACAGCAUCAUCACAACGAAUCAUCCUGCUCCUCCGGUCCGGACUCACCGCGUCAUCCGCACUCCCACCCGCAUUCGCUACAUGGCACAGCUGGUGCGCCCUCAGCGGGCGUCUCCUCAGCCACUGGCGCUAUGUCCAAGGAGCUGCCACUGGACACCAGCAGCAGCAGUGGCGGUGGAGGCGGAGGUGGCGGUGGCAUCGGUGUCGGUGGCGCCAGCAAUCAAGGACAUGCACAGUAUCUAUCGGCCACCUGCGUUGUAUUCACCAAUUAUUCGGGAGACACGGCCAGCGUGGUCGACGAGCAUUUCUCCCGAGCGUUAAACUACAGCAACAAGGAUACAAAAGAUAGCAGCAGCCCGAUGUCGAGUCGCAACUUCCCACCAUCGUUCUGGAACAGCAAUUACGUGCAUCCCAUACCCGCCCCCACACAUCCACAGGUUAGCGACUUGUACGGCACAGCGACGGACACCGGCUACGCCACCGAUCCCUGGGUGCCUCACGCAGCGGCAGCUCACUAUGGUUCCUACGCACACGCGGCGCAUGCGCAUGCGGCCCACGCGCAUGCCUACCACCACAACAUGGCCCAAUACGGCAGCCUGCUGCGUCUGCCGCAGCAGUACAGCCACGGUUCCAGACUCCAUCAUGACCAGCAGACAGCCCAUGCCCUGGAGAGUGCGGCGGCCUACUCGAGUUACCCGACAAUGGCAGGACUGGAAGCUCAAGUGCAGGAAUCGUCAAAGGAUCUGUACUGGUUCUAGGAGUGCUCGACCAGCAGCUCUCCUCUCGUGUUAUCCCACAACGCCGGCUGGGCCAGCUGGAGCGGGGGGAAUUUUCGUUGAAGUUGUACUAUAGCACACACUAUGUGAAAGGAAAAGCGACACUCAAAGCAGCAAAAAAAUAAACAAAUAAAUCACAACCAAGCAAACAGGAAGCAACAACAAGCAAGAUGAAGCCCAACAAUAAACGCUAACUUUAAGUAAAAUUUAAAUAAAUGUGCAAAAAUAGCAAUGGAAGAACCCCAAGAAAAUCCUCUGGAAAAGGAAGGAGAAUCAACACACACAAACACACACAUUUUGAGAAUGUUGCAGAGAAUUGAGAGAAAUUUGUUUGUAAUUAAAGUGAGUCUGUGAGGUUUAAAUUUAAACUUAAAUUUAUAUAUACAUACAUCUAUAUAUAUAUAUAUAUAUAUAUAUAUAUACUUUUACUCUUAAAUAUUGUAAACAAUUCGCGUAUUAAACAAUUGUGUAAUUUUUUGUAUUGUAAACCCCAUAAGUUUAGCAUCCCAUAUCAGCAAGUUAUAGACACGCCUACAUAUAUAUAAAUAACAAGAAUUACUAUAUACUA